AUGGUGGCUAUUGAACAUCGUUCGAAAUCUUCGAAUACUACGACUUCAACAUCCAUAUUAUCGCCCACUUCGAAUUCGUCCGUCAACUCGGCCACAACAUCGGUGACUUCUACCACAUCCCUAUCGACCAAGUCUACAACAACCUUAACGGUAAACAAAAAAAUGUCGACGGAACCGGAAACAUCGUCAUCCUCCAAGAGUGCUGUUAGCCAACGUCAAGUUGAUGCUAAGGUAGCCAAAAAAUCACAGAAGGAUAAGGAUGCCAACAGCCAAGACGCCACAAAAAAAUCAUUGAAAUUGGAUUUAAAGGGUAAAGAAACAGAUUUGGAAUCACUGAAGUCGCCAAAGUCCCCUAUAGGAGGUCGCCUAACUCACCAAACCUCACUGUCUUCGUCCGUUGAUGUAGAGGAUCGCAAAACCUUGCGAGAGGCCCUCUACCAGGGUAUAUUCCAUCGUCAUCGAAGAACUAUAUUUGCCUUUGGUAGUUUUCUCCGUAUGCUGCGCAGUCGCAACUCCCAGUACAACUCCAUACGCAGUGCAUCCGAGGGCGAGGCUGAGGUUGAGGAAGUCAGAUAAGAUGAGAUGAUUACCCAUGACAUAAACAAUGAUAAAACUGAGAAAUAAACAAUUCACAUUUUUUUUUUAACUUAAGAAAUUUAUUUUAUAACAUACAAGAAAAAAACGAAAAACAAAACAAAUAUAUAUACAUACUUAUAUAUGAAGUAUAAAAAUAAAAUAUGUAUUGUAUUUAAGAAAUGGGAACAAGUUCAUAGAAUUCAAAAAAAAAUUUUCUUUUCGAACAAUUUUGCUAAAUUUCCAAGAAAAUUACACAAAAAUAAAACAAAGAAAACCCAAAGCAGGUGAACUUAAAAAUUGUUUUUCAUAGAAAUUUAUAAGAAAACUGUAUACUUACAUUAUGUGCAAAAAUACGUAACUACACAUAUGUAUGUAUGUGUAUCUAUGUAUUUAUGUAUAUUGUUACAAUUAUAUACAUACAUAUAUAUAACGAUUGGCUUUUUUAAAAAUGAAAAAAAAAAAAAAAAAUACAAAGAAAUCAAUUUAAAUAAAAUUUGAAGUUAUUAAUAUAUUUUAAGUUGGGUACUUACACAAAAACAAUUGUUUGAAAUAACAAGUCAGGACUUAAAAGAGCAUUCCAAUAUUUCUUACUACCAUUUAUGUUUUUGAUUUCAUUUUUUGUUUAUUUUCGAAUAUAGUCUUAUUUGAUUUUUUGCAAUACUAACUUAUAAAAACACAAAAAACUAUCAAUAAAAUCCUUAACAACAAUCAAAAACCAAAAAACGUUGGCAUUAAACAAGUUUUAAUUCUGCAGUUCUUAUCAUUUCUCCCAUUAACAAAAUAGAUCCAAACGUCGCUGCUUGUUGGUCCGAAGCAAUCCAAAUCGAUUCGAUGCAGAUCUCUGUGUAGAUACUUUAUACAGUGAUUAUUGUAUUCUCCUUAUUCUUAUUUUACAACAUUUCCAAAUUAUGGUGUAAAUACGAGACUAAAUUGUACCGUCUUGUCUUUGCGAUUGGCAAAAAAAAAUCCUUAAACAUUUAUUUGAACCCAUCCAAUUUGUUUUCAAAGUCCCCAUCAAAAGGUUUCAUUAUUCUUUGGAAUGUUUGAUUUAAACAUGUAGUAUUUAAGUUUCAUGCAAAAAUUCAAUGCAGCAUAGAAAAUAUAGCCAAUGUAAGUAAGUAGUGAAUCAAUCAGACAUUUCAUCGACUAUUAAAAGUUUUUAGCCUACAAAUGGUUAUGGUUAUCUAUUCAAAAUUAUACUCGCUGGAGUCGCAAAAAAAACAUUGGCCUGUUUGAAAUCGAAGUUUCCUUAAAAUCUGUCCGAGUCUAUAUAAGAUAUAUUUAGAUACAUAUAUGGUAAUUUACCUUCAGAAAUUGCCAGAACAUUAACGUACCGAUGACCAUUAUAGUUUGAGUAAUAGCAGCGCUUCGCUUUCGUUUAGGUUAUGCAAAUAUUUCGCUAGGACUGCGCGCACACCUGCACGUUUUAAGGGCGAAAAGGAAAGUGAAACCAAGAGCAGGGGGCUAAUCACGGCAUUCCAUAGCGUAUUCGUUCCUUCUUCGAGCAAAUUGUUGACACGAAAACAUGUUUGGAUAACACCAUUCGAAAAGCGAAUUAGCAUAAAAAAAAUAUUGGAAAAUUUAGUUGGCUGCAGUAAAUUAAGGGAAAACUUUUCAAGUUGUUUGCCUGUGAAGGUGAAUACCAUUAUUUUAUUAUUCCCAUUCCAUUUCUUUUUCGAGACGAGAUUAUUAUGAUCGAAACAUUUUUCCAUUGUAAAAAUACUUUGAUCAUAAAAAGCUCGUCUCGAAAGAUAAAUAGAAUGAGAAAAUAUUACUUUGUUUUGUGAAUCUAAAUGCAAAACAUACUUUUUAUUGUGCUUGUGUGUUGGUGGAUCUCCCUAAGGGAAACAGAAACAAGGAUUUCAUGGUCGAUAUUUUGCGCAAUGCCUAGCAAACCAAGGAUAGAUCCAUUCCAUUAAUACUAAUUCGUCAAUUUCUUUUUCUGUGUUCCUUCCGCACACACGAUGAGACGAUGACAAAAACUUAUCUACCGACAAAAAGGCAAGUGGUUGGUUUUGGAAAUUUGUGGAGGGGUGCAUACGGUGAAUCGCUGCCAAGUUGGAAGUGGUGUUAUAGUAAAGUCCACAUUUUAGCGUUUGAAUUGAAAAUUGAUUGAAAAAGACUACUCCAUGGCAUGGUUUCAUAUAUAUUUAUCUUCUUCCAACCUAUGCUGUCAUCGAAACCAUCAAGUGAGAAAUAAAACUUCCCACCGUGUCUAAUUGCUUUAACCUGCGUGCAAUUCCUUAUAAUUUUUUGCCAAAUUAGUAUGCUUUUCCAUGUUAAAAGUUAAUAAAUCAAUCUUUAUAAUUUAUAAAAGAAGAAGGACACAGCUAAAAGUUGUUAUUUUUACAUUCUUACAAAUCAAAAACACAUGAUUCUCGAUGACAACAGAGCCAAUGUGGUUGGGAUUUCGAACAAACGGUACUCGAUAUCGAUUCUAGUUAUUCGAUAUAGCUGCCAUAUAAACCGUUCUUAGGUUUUGACUUCUUGAGUCUCUAGACGGCGCAAAUCUCGUCUGAAUUGACUGAAAUAUUGCACGUCGUGUUUUGGAGUCACUUCCAAAUCGGUGCAUGUUCUGAUAUAGCUGCCAUAUAAACCGAUCUUGUGUCUUGAUUUCUUGUUUAAAAUUUAUAUUGUGUUCUCAUUGAAUGAUAUCCGUGGCAUAUUUUGAUAAUCGAACAACAACAACAACAACAUUUUGCCUUCCAAUUCUAAUUAUUUAUCCAAAAACUCAUCGGAAUUUAAGGAAUUUUCAUUUCUUUCAAGUUUUAACAGAUGUAGCACAGAAAAACGCUAACGAGGUCUCUGAUUCAAAGAGCCAACAAACGUUAAAUAAAACUUGUAAAAGUCACGACCAAGCCUCACAAACCACACCAUGUCCCAAAAAAGAAUGACUCCAAACAAAAGGUUAGCCUCCGAGCAAAGAUAAAUCUUCACAUUUCGUCAUUUGUGUUUGAGAUAGUUUUUUUUAUUUUUGCGCUUAAUUAAGGAUGUGGAUUGUAAAUGACAACGAUGCUGUACAUUUUUGUUUUUCAUGUUCCAAAUAUGUACAUUUUAGAGUCUUUGGGCCAUUGCAAAGUAACAACAAUUAAGAAAUAAGAUUAUAUACAUACUUGCUAUACAUUUGCUGGAACAAAGCCUUAAUUAAAUAAAUAUAUACAUUAAAACAAAAACACUUACAUAUACAUGCAAAAAGUGUUAGAAAAUGAAAUAAACAUAUAUAAAAGAAUCAAAGCUUGAAAAAAGUUUCUGUUAACAUUCAAUGAAAAAAAUAAAAUAAAAAUUAAAAUAGAUUAUAAUAAAAUGAAAACUAUUGGUAACAGGUUGUUUCUAAAAACAUUAAACGAAAUUAAAAAUGUUCGCUUAAAAUGUAUUUUUUGUUUAUUUUCCAAUUCGGAUGUACGCUUUGGCUGUCUACGUAAUUUUCCUUCAAUAUUUUCAAAUGCACCGGAACGUUCAUAUAGUAUGGACAUAUACUUAUGUGUAACGAAAUAGGAACAUAAAAAUGGUUACAAGCGUAUCGCUACUUGUAAUUAUGUAUAUGAGUGUAAAAGCGGACAUCUUGACAAAGUGAAGGAAUAUUCUCCGCGGCUACAUCCUGUCACACUUUUACUGGCUUAAUUAAUUCUUAUUCUGCAAAGACUGUAGAUUAUGCUGUACUACUGCUACCAUCUGAACUCCACUUAUUUUUCGACAACAAAGACUAUGUCAAUGUAUUAAUAAAUAUCUGUAGCAUUUCGAGUGAAAAUAUAAAUAUCAAAAGAUACGUUCUGGAUUUACCAAAAAAAAAAAAAAAAAAAAAACAAAAAACAAAUAUCUACAUUUAUAAAAAGAAAAAGGAUAUAUUCUAAAAGAACACAUUUUUUCUACAAAACUUAUAUAAAUAAUUGGCAUAAUUGUAACAUGUAAAUUACUAGAAAUAUAAGAAAAAAAUUAAAUUUGCAUUUCAAAAUACUUGACUAAACGACAGGCGAAAAUCCAAUUGCAAAACAUAUACACCGAGAGUAAUAUAAUUGACAAUUAUAAAAAAUCAACAAAUAAAUACAACUAAAGGUUUACAAUAAAUAAAAAAAGUUAUUAAUUCCAAA
Molecule: messenger RNA, 4664 nt
Organism: Stomoxys calcitrans (stable fly)
Lineage: Eukaryota; Metazoa; Arthropoda; Insecta; Diptera; Muscidae
Exons: 2
Coding region: 1-576 (191 amino acids)
Source: RefSeq, a predicted model, not a curated record